GUGGCGGGCUCGCGUUUGUUGUCUCUUCCACAAAAAAGCGCGGCAACGGCAGCGGAGUGGGGUAUGCUGGGAUGGACAAACGCAGCAUGGCUGUUGAGUUUGACACGUGGCUGGAUAAACAGGACAAAGACACCAGCGCAAAUCAUGUUGGGGUAAACCUGAAAGGAAGCCCCUUCUCUGUGAAAACUGCUAACGUCUCAAAGGACCUGAACAAUGGGAGGAUGUACUUCGCAUGGGUGGACUAUGGCCCCGGGGAGUCUGAGAGCUUGAGGGUGUUCGUUAAUGCUUCCAACACCAAGCCGGACAACCCCUCGCUCUCCAUGAACCUCUCGCUCUGCGACCUCCUCCAGCCCACACCGAAGAAGAACUCGUAUUACUUUGGCUUUGUGGCGGCAUCACUACCCCGGCACGAGCAGGAGCAUCUCGUGGCAACGACAACCAUUGACAUAGGAUUUACUCUGCCCCCACAACUGCCUGAAGAUGGCAGAGCCACGGGCCUGGUUUUGGAUGUGGAUACAUUUAACCCCACGAUCGCAAGCCCGUUCACGCGCUACGUGAGCGUGGGAUACUCCCCAGCACAGGACGGGCAGGACUCGUGGAACAUCCCCACCUUAUCCACGUGGACCUUCGACUCGACCUGGGAGGCACCGGACCAAGGCGAUUGCAGCGACUGUUGGGCGUAUGCAGUGGUGGCGAGCAUAGAGGCGGCAUACGGCAUCGCCACCAACAACAAGACGUACCCGUCACUCUCCAUCGACUCCCUCUUCGAGAUCACCAGGAUGGCUUCCUGCGAGAGCGGCUCGCCCACCCUCGCCUUUCAGAAACUCGUUGCCUCUAAGAAGGGCCUUCGGAAUACCUCUUCUUGGGAUUCCUCCCCCUCCUCCUUAGCUUCCGUUCGCUCGCCCUCCUCUUCUCUCGUCGCCUGGUUAUUCAAAGCAGUGUGGCACAGUCCCUCUCUUGGCAAAGCCGCUCUUCCUCGUCGUCAUCGUGCAGCAGCAGCAGCAGCAGAAACCGGGAAUUACAUCGUGUCUGGGUUUGAGCGGACGGCAUUCAAGGGGUACUUUGGCCUCAUGCUUGCGGUGCGGCGGCAGCCAGUCGUGGUUCACAUCGAGGCGAGCGCCGCCUCUUUCGUCAAUUACAAUGGGUCGUUCAGGUACGACGAGCCAGAUUGCUACACAGGCAACCUCAACCACGUUGUACUCGUUACAGGCUACCUCCUCAUGGGCACGGAUAAGAACCGACCGCGCACUCUUUCACCCUUCUGGAGGAUCCGCAACUCGUGGGGCACGGAGUGGGGGGCGGAGGGGUACAUUCACAUGGGCAUAGCGCCAGGGGAGGGCAUCUGUGGCAUCAACGUGCUGCCUGGCAUCUACCCGAUCAUCAGAAAUUCGGAUGACCCCUGUAUGCGUGAGUCAUUCAUAACCGGCAACGGUGACGCGGUCAUGAACCCCUGUGGCAGCUACGAGUGCAUCGAAACCACAGAUGGCGCCUCCAACACCUGUAAAUGCAAGCCCCCGUUCGUCGAGGCCCUGAAUAACGAUGGCUCUCGCUCCUGUGCCUAUGUGGAUGUGUGCGGUGCCAGCAUGCAGAACCCCUGUGAGGUGGGCUCACGCAUCAACGAUGGGCACGGCAGGUACACCUGCAUCUGCCCAUCAACGCACAUGCUAGACACCACAAUCGAUGGCUUCCCGACCUGCACCAGAGGUUUUAGCACUGCUACCACCCUGACGGUGGCUGGGAGGAACUGGCAGUGUGCCGACGUGCAUUCUCUCUUCGGACUCACACUAGACGAGUUUAAACAGAAUAACGUGAAAAUUGACUGCUCGAAUUCGCUCCCAGAUAACCAACCGCUUAACAUGGCUAAGGCAAAUGUGGAUGCGUGCUCUGCUUUCUACUACACACUACCAUCGGACACCUGCUCUUCAAUUGAGAAGUUCCUCAAGUUAAGCGGCUCCUUGGAGAAGCUCAACCCAGGCAUUCAAUGCUUAAGCCUCGAUGCAUCCCGCUCCCUUUGUAUCGAGCGUAACUCGACAGCUUUGGGCCCCGUCCGCAAGUGCCAUAAGACUGCCAUAAUAACGAAGAUGGAUGACUGCACAAAUGCAGGGAAUGUCCCCGGGAGUGGUAUAACCAUGGUGGACCUGUACCGAAUGAACCCGGGGCUUGUGUGCGAUCCUGCGAAAGGCCUGAAGGGCGAUGCAAGUGGAAGCAUGAAAGUGGAGGUUUGUGUGGAUGCAGAAUAUGACGACUACUCUAUGGGUAAAUGCUCCGGGGGAGGCAAAUUGAAGUACUUUAAAGCUGACACACCGUGCGUUAGCCUUCUUGCCAGAGAAUUCAAGGGGAAGCGAGCAGAUUUCAGAGCUUUGAACAAGAGAGAGUGUGCCACCACUAUCGGGGGGAAGCCUCAAGAGCAUGUGGCUUUAUGCAUACCCUCUUAGCUCCCAAGUGAUCUUUGCGAUGUUCGUGGUGUUUGUUAUUGUGGACUUGAUGUUCAUGACAUGUGUGAUGUUUCGCUCUUCUUGAUAG
Messenger RNA from Closterium sp. NIES-67, 2523 nucleotides. The record is from the annotation of a GenBank genome assembly. NCBI's taxonomy places the organism in Eukaryota, Viridiplantae, Streptophyta, Zygnematophyceae, Desmidiales, Closteriaceae.